CUUCCCCCUUUCCCAGAGUUUCGUUUUAUCGUGCUUGCACACCCACUUCUGGCUUUCUCCCCGCCUACUUUCGGUUUUGGGUGGUGGUGGUGGUUUAUUUUUGCACGCUUGAGCAAGGAAGAGGCAGGCGGUGCCAGCCGGGGCCGUUGCAAAAAGGGCUUCUUUCUCCCUCCUUCCUCCAUGGCCUCUGCCGCCGCCGCCCGCGCCCUGCGGGAAGAGCUCUUCUGCCCGAUCUGCCUGGAUUACUUCGGCGACCCGGUGAUCCUGAGCUGCGAGCACAACUUCUGCCGCGCGUGCAUCACCACCUACUGGAGCGGCCUGGGCGACAGCUUUUUCCCUUGCCCGCAGUGCAGGAAGAGGUCCCGCUCCGGGAUGCUUCGGCCCAACGCGCAGCUGGGCAAAGUGGCCGAGAGGGCCAAGGAGCUGGCCUCGCUCGACGAGCUCCCCGGCGUCUCUCGGGGCGCGCCUUCCCCGCCGCCGGCCGGCAGCAGCAGCGACCCAGGAGCGGGGCCGGUGUGCCGGCAGCACCGAGAGCCACUGAAGUUGUUCUGCCUGGAGGACGAGGCUCUCAUCUGCGUGGUCUGCGACAGAUCCAAGGAGCACCGAUCUCACGCGGUGAUCCCCGCGGACGAGGCAGCCGAGGAGUACAAGGCACAAUUUCAAGACCACCUGGCUUCGUUGAAAACCGAGAGGGACAGCAGGGAUGUCCUUGCAGUGAACCAUGGGAAAAAGCUGGAGAUGUUGCUGGGUCGUGCGGAAGCUGAGAGGCAGAGAACUGUCCACGUGUUCCAGCAGUUAAGGAAGACCCUGCAGGACAGGGAGAGCCAUGCCCUACAGGGGCUUUCGGAAGUGGCCAGUAAGCUGAAGAGAAUGCAGCGGCAGAACGAGAGCAAGAUCCUGCAGGGGGCGCCGCUUCUACGAGGACUGAUAGUUGAGCUGGAGCAAAUUUGUCAGCGGCCGGAUACUGAGCUCCUCAAGGAUGCUGGGAGCCUUUUGAAGAGGUGCAAAAGCUGGAACUUUCCAAAAUGGUCGCCGGUGUCCACCGCGGAAUUGGAAGAGAGAAUUUUCCAUCUCUCUCGGAAGAAGACUGCCCUGUGGGAGCAUAUGACCGAGAUGAGAGAGAUCAUCACCUUGGAUGCUGAUUCAGCUCAUCCCAACCUGGCGAUUUCAGCUGACCGGAGGACCGUGAGCCGCAGGGAUGGCUUCCCGGCUUACCUCGACACUUCUAGAAGAUUCCACCCCUCCUUCUGUGUGCUGGGCUCUGAGGGCUUCUUAAGCGGCCGCCACCACUGGCUGGUAGAUGUGAAAGGCCGCUGUGGUUGGGCCCUUGGUGUAGCUCAGGAAUCUGUGGAAAGGAAGAGGCCCAUGGUACUUCAACCAGAACAUGGGGUUUGGGCUGUGGAGUUGGGGCCCUACCAGCUCCUUCCUGCAACGCCAGCAAAUGUGGCAGAGCCGGAGACUCCGACCCGCAGGAUUCUCGUUAGCUUGGACUAUGAGGCAGGGCGGGUGGCGUUCUCCGACCCUUGUAGCUCAGAAACACUCUUCACCUUGAGGGCAUCCUUCACGGAGAAGCUUUACCCUUUCUUCUGGCUGUGGUCCCCUGAGGCCUCUCUCACACUGUGUCCCUGAGGCAAAGUUGAGGGGUGGAAAGGAACGGGAGAUGCUGUCACCUGAUCACCGUCUUCUGCCCUGGAGUGAUGUGGGGGGAAAAUAAAGAACAACUUGCACUGGUUCACCCACAAAACUAUUUUUGUUAACUCCCAAUAUACAAACUGAUUCUGGGUCUGUGAGUCCUGUUGGAGCCAAGUAGAACUCAGAAUCUGCCAUGGUCUGUAUCUGGCGUUGGCAAAGGAUGAUGGGAGUUGAAGUCCAACAGUGGAUGGUGGGCCACACAUUCUAUACCCUUGAUCUAUAGACAAUCGUGCAUUACUAAACCCGUGUUUGCCGAUGAGGCAGAGUGCCCCGGAUAGAGUGCUGCAUGUAGGUUGCGGAGGGUUAGGUUCAAUUCAGCACAUGGUUGCAAAGUGCACUGCGUCGCUUCAAAAAGUUAUCGCUUCAUCUCUGCCGAAUCUACCUCACAGGGUUGAAUAAAUGGAGAAUAAACAUG
Lacerta agilis (Sand lizard) is the source of this 2107-nucleotide messenger RNA. RefSeq names its product E3 ubiquitin-protein ligase TRIM39-like. The record is from RefSeq and is a predicted model, not a curated record. The coding region runs from base 181 to 1629 and encodes 482 amino acids. Lineage: Eukaryota; Metazoa; Chordata; Lepidosauria; Squamata; Lacertidae. Gene Ontology annotation, molecular function: zinc ion binding; protein binding. The transcript has 6 exons.